Messenger RNA from Spodoptera litura, 3021 nucleotides. Its product is annotated as small optic lobes. Gene Ontology annotation, cellular component: cytoplasm. The record is from RefSeq and is a predicted model, not a curated record. Gene Ontology annotation, molecular function: calcium-dependent cysteine-type endopeptidase activity. Lineage: Eukaryota; Metazoa; Arthropoda; Insecta; Lepidoptera; Noctuidae. Gene Ontology annotation, biological process: proteolysis.
CGAGAGCCGCAUGUGGCAGUGCAACGAGUGUUGGUUUGCGUACAACGCGUGGUGGGCGCGCUGCUGUGACGUGUGUCGCAGUGGCAGGCCCCCGCAUGCACCCGUCACCCUAGCAUCCAGGGAUGUACUUGAUGGACCGCAUAACAACACACGUCCGACCAAUCAGAGCUCAGAAGCGAGCGGUAGCAGUAAGGUGGAGAUGUCGAGGGAGCCGAAGAAGCUGACGGUGCCCAUAGCUUCGUUAGACCAUGACUUGAACAGUGACGAACUGUUGUUUGCUGUUGAUUCGACUCCUGCGCCGCCGGCCCCGGUGGUGACGUGGUCGUGUACGCGGUGUACGCUAGUGAACGAGUCCACGGCCGCCGCCUGCGCAGCCUGCGCGGGGUCUAGACCGCAACCACAUAACUUUUGGUCAUGUAGUUCAUGUACACUGCAGAACCCGUUGUCAGCGAACCUCUGCCUCGCCUGCAAGACUCCGCCUGUACCCAAACAUGGACUCACUGUACCGACUAGUGAAUCUAAUCAAGGUGCCUCGGGCCGAAGUCCGUCUCCCCGCCGCGGUCGCAACACCCCGGCGUUGCCUCGACGUGGUUCUCGACACAAGACACCGCCGCCAGAGCCCAAAUAUGUUAAUCUCAGACCAGAGCCAUCCGAGUGGCCGUGUUCGGAGUGUACGUACGUGAACAACGUGUCGGUCGCGUGCUGCGACAUGUGCCAGUCCCCGCGGGCCCGGCUACUGCCCGCCGCGCCCGACCAGGCCUCGCUCGACGACGACGACUCGCCGGAAGGUUCAGACGGCGAGAGACAAGAGAGUACUCCAAUGGAGAUCCUGCGCCUGAGCGAGGAGAGUCACGCCUGGACGCAGUGGCAGGAAGUACUGGCGCAGUGUGCCUCGACGGGAGAACCAUACGUGGACUCGUCGUUCCCAGCGUCAGCUCGGUCCCUGUACUACAGCGGGGGGGCGGAGGCCGGGGCUGCGGCACGGUGGCUGCGUCCCCAUCAGAUACAUGUCGAGGCAGACCACAGACUGCCCUGGGUCGUCUUCCGGGACCCUAGGCCUUCUGAUAUAUCGCAAGGCGUGCUGGGCAACUGCUGGCUGCUGUCUGCGCUGGCGGUGCUGGCGGAGCGGAGCGCGCUGGUGCGCGGCGCCGUGGUGCGCGGGGAGCCGGCGCUGGGCGCCUACCAGCUGCGGCUCUGCAAGGACGGCCGCUGGCUCACCGUCACCGUCGACGACCUCCUGCCCGCCAACAAGAAGGGACACCUCGUCUACUCGCAGGCAAAAAGAAAACAGCUGUGGGUACCAUUAAUAGAGAAAGCUGUUGCUAAACUACACGGGUGCUAUGAGGCUCUAGUGUCGGGGAGAGCUAUUGAAGGUCUGUGCACGCUGACGGGAGCCCCAUGCGAGUCAGUGUCCCUGCAGGCGGGCGGCGCGGGCGGCGCGGGGGGCGGCGCGCCCCUGGAGCAACUCGACAGGGACCUCGUCUGGGCACAGCUACUGUCGUCACGGCAGGCCUGCUUCCUGAUGGGGGCCAGCUGUGGGGGAGGGAAUAUGAAGGUGGACGAAGAAGAAUACCAGCGCCUAGGCCUCCGCCCCCGGCACGCGUACUCCGUGCUGGACGUGGCGGAGCUGUCGGCGGGCGGCGCGGCGCCGACGCGCCUGCUGCGCCUGCGCAACCCGUGGGGGCACUACACGUGGCGCGGCGCCUGGGCGGCCGGCUGCGCGCGCUGGACGCCCGCCGCGCGCGCCGCGCUCACGCAGCACCACCACGACAAGGACCAGGGGGUCUUCUGGAUCAGCUUCGACGACGUGCUCAAGUACUUCGACUGCAUAGACAUAUGUAAAGUGCGUGUAGGAUGGCACGAAGUCCGCCUGGCGGGUAUAUUGCCCCCAAUGUCCUCAACACGGCAUCUUACCUGUCUACUUCUCACUGCCAGCCAACCCACUGAAGUAGACUUCACUCUCUUUCAAGAAGGACAGAGGAAUUCAGAGAAAAGUCAGCGCUCACAGUUGGAUCUGUGUGUCGUUGUGUUCCGGACGAAGUCGGGACCGAACGCGCAAGUCGGGAAACUUGUUGCGCAUAGUAAACGACAGGUGCGAGGCUUCGUGGGGUGCCACAAGAUGUUAGAGAAAGGCUUCUACCUGGUGGUGUGCCUGGCGUUCAACCACUGGCACACGGGGCUGGAGGCGGCGGGGCGCGGCGCCUGGCCGCGCCACGUGCUGGCCGCGCACUCCAGCAAGCCGCUGGCCGUGGCGCGCCCCGCGCUGCACCCGCAUCUACUGGCCGACGCCAUCAUCGGCCUCACCCUCGCCCGCGGACAGAGGCACGAAGGCCGACAAGGCAUGACUGCGUAUUAUCUUACUAAGGGCUGGGCUGGACUAGUAGUAAUGGUGGAAAACAGACACACAGACAAAUGGAUCCAUGUGAAGUGUGAUUGCCAGGAGAGUUACAACGUCGUGUCUACUCGGGGUGAACUGAAGACUAUCGACUCUGUACCUCCACUGCAUAGACAAGUAAUAAUAGUUCUAACUCAGUUAGAAGGUAGCGGGGGCUUCAGUAUAGCGCAUCGACUGACACAUCGUUUAGCCGCAGGGGCCCGGCUGCAGGACUGGGCCCCUCACAACUCCCACAGCGAGGACGAGCCCAGACACAGGCCCCCGCUCGCUCGCCGACUCUACGGACUUCAUGCACCCCGACUUAUCACAUAGAACUUUUUAAUAGGAAGCUAGAACUUCGUAACAGGUUUUUAUUGAAAUGGAUUUUUUGUGUUUGUCGUCUGAUGUUUUGCGAGGGUUAAAUGAUAUUGGGAUGUUUUCAACACAUUGGUCGAUUUCAAUACCUUUUUUUGUGAUAAUUUUGCCAUGAUAUUCUGUGAAAUGUCAUAUUUUAAGUUGCCUCAGGUGAGUGAUUUGAUUUUGUCUAUCUGUCAUAAAUUCGCCAACUAGAAAAAUUGAGAUCGUUGUCAAACCAAAAAUAUGUUUUUAUAAUAACUAUCGUGAGACAUACUAAAUUAAGUAAAAUC